Messenger RNA from Lotus japonicus, 1316 nucleotides. RefSeq lists its product as uncharacterized. Gene Ontology annotation, molecular function: protein-folding chaperone binding; ATPase activator activity. Bases 202 to 1230 code for a protein of 342 amino acids. The record is from RefSeq and is a predicted model, not a curated record. NCBI's taxonomy places the organism in Eukaryota, Viridiplantae, Streptophyta, Magnoliopsida, Fabales, Fabaceae. Gene Ontology annotation, biological process: positive regulation of ATP-dependent activity; protein folding. Gene Ontology annotation, cellular component: cytosol. The transcript has 3 exons.
UAGACCCUUCCUUCAAUUCCAACACAACAUCACCCCUACUUCCCUUGUUUCUAGACCUUUCUUUCCACGCCACACUCCCCGAUUUUUAAAGGCUUCAACCCCCUCCCUAUCGAGUCACAUUGAUUCCUCCACUCUCACUCAAUCACACUCACUCCCACGCGCACAAACCAAAAUCGACACCGUCGUCGGCGUCGGCGUUCAAUGGCGAAAUACGGCGAGGGCGACAAACGGUGGAUCGUGGAGGAAAGAACCGACGGCACCAACGUCCACAACUGGCACUGGUCCGAAACCAACUGUCUCGAAUGGUCCAGAACCUUCUUCACCAACCUCCUCUCCGGCCUCACCAUCCUCAACGGCGAAGGCAACCUCUUCAUCAGAACGACGUCGCUCCGCACCCUCGACGGCGAGGCCUACGUCAACAUUCGCAAAGGGAAGAUCAUCCCCGGUUACGAGAUCAGCGUCACGGUUUCCUGGGAAGGUGAGGCCAAGGAUUCCGAUGGUAAAUCGCUGCUCAAGGUUACCGGCGGCGUUGAGAUUCCUUAUAUCUCCGACGAGAACGCCGAUGAGGAUCCUGAAGUUAGGGUUACGGUUAACGAUGAGGGGCCAAUUGGGAGGAGGAUCAAGGAGGCUAUGGUUUUGAAGGGGAAGCCGUUGGUUGUGGAGAAGGUGAAGAGUUGGGUGCAGAGUAUGGCGAAAGGGGGUCCUGUUAAGGAGGAGCUGGAGACGAAGAAGGUGUCGCCGCCGCAGCAGAAUCAGAAUCAGAAGCCGGCGACGGAGGGUUCUGCUGCGCCGACGAAGGAGGUGAAGAAGGGGGUGAAGAGUAUUAGAUUGACGGAGAGGUUCAAUUGCAGGGCGAGGGAUUUGUAUGAGAUUUUGAUGGAUGAGAAUAGAUGGAAGGGUUUCACGCAGAGCAAUGCGAGGAUUAAUAAGGAGGUUGGUGGGGAUUUCAGCAUUUUUGAUGGGUCGGUGACAGGGACUAAUUUGGAGUUGAAGGAAGCGAAGUUGAUUGUGCAGAGAUGGAGAUUUGGGAGCUGGAAUGAUGGGGUUGUUUCCACGGUGAGGCUUGUGUUUGAGGAACCUGAACCUGGUGUUACUGUUGUUAAGCUGACACAUAGUGAUGUUCCUGAAGAAGAUAGGUAUGGGAAUGCCACUGUAGUGGAGAACACGGAAAGGGGGUGGAAGGAUCUCAUUUUCCAAAGGAUACGUGCAGUUUUUGGUUUUGGAAUUUGAUAUUUAUCAUGUAAUUGUUUUGUGGAUUUGGAUAUUUAUAUGGAAACAAAGAUUAAUAGAUUGACUUUGGAUGUUGUGAACUGAAA